CUUUCACCAACAUAAGUUCUUAAUUAUGGUUAUUCCACUAGGAUGUCAGCGAAUCUGUCAAUUUAUCUACAAUUAUAGAUGCUUGAUAAUAAUUUAUAGCCUGAACAGUUCACAGCAAGCAAGAGCACUAUUUAUGAGAGCUGAACAUACUCAGUUCUUGAGUAAAACAUCUUUUUAUUCUUUUCAAUUGGUUGACAGAUUCACAGACACAAAAUUGCAUUUCCUUUCCGUUGAACGCUUUUUAGCAUCUGUGUUAUAGCUCUCAGAAUCCAAAGAAAUAGAGAGAGAUAAAUGUAGAAUUGCAUCUACACUCCAUCUAGUGAAUAUUUCAUAAAUUAAGAGGAGCUCUGCAGUUGACAAUUUUAUCGAAUUUUGACAGAUUUUUGAAGCUGGACUGAUGCCAGAAGUUCUUUCUGAAAUCAUAAGAUCCCAUUUUGAACAAUUU
Messenger RNA from Moneuplotes crassus, 445 nucleotides. NCBI's taxonomy places the organism in Eukaryota, Ciliophora, Spirotrichea, Euplotida, Euplotidae. The record is from the annotation of a GenBank genome assembly.